Artibeus jamaicensis (Jamaican fruit-eating bat) is the source of this 2391-nucleotide messenger RNA. RefSeq names its product Indian hedgehog signaling molecule (gene IHH). Gene Ontology annotation, molecular function: calcium ion binding; patched binding. Gene Ontology annotation, biological process: cell-cell signaling; smoothened signaling pathway; intein-mediated protein splicing. The record is from RefSeq and is a predicted model, not a curated record. The transcript has 3 exons. Lineage: Eukaryota; Metazoa; Chordata; Mammalia; Chiroptera; Phyllostomidae. The coding region runs from base 362 to 1594 and encodes 410 amino acids.
CAACCCGCCUGCCCGGCCAGCCCAGCCCAGCCCGGCGGCCCGCAGCCCCGCCGUCCGCCGCCCCCCGCCGCCGCCGCGUUGCCAAAACAAACGGGCCGGCCUAUUUAUUGGCGGCGGGCGAGCCGGGCAGCUCAGAGUCGAGGCGCCGAGGGGGCAGCUCGCCGCCACCAGCCAGGGCCCCGGGCCCCCGCCCCGCACCUGAGUCCGGCCGGCCCUGCGCCACGCCGCGCAGCCCAUGGCGCCCCCACCUGGAGCCCCCCGGAGCCACCCCGACGCCUGAGCCCCCGCAGGGCCCGGGUCGACUCGCCCACCUACCAGCCCACCAGGCGCCCUCGCCCGCCGCGCUCCCGGGCUCCCGGCCAUGUCUCCCGCCCGGCUCCGGCCCCGACUGCGGGUCUGCCUGCUCCUGCUGCUGCUGCUGGUGCCGGCGGCGCGGGGCUGCGGGCCGGGCCGGGUGGUGGGCAGCCGGCGGCGGCCGCCGCGCAAGCUCGUGCCACUCGCCUAUAAGCAAUUCAGCCCCAACGUGCCCGAGAAGACCCUGGGCGCCAGCGGGCGCUAUGAAGGCAAGAUCGCGCGCAGCUCGGAGCGCUUCAAGGAGCUCACCCCCAAUUACAAUCCCGACAUCAUCUUCAAGGACGAGGAGAACACGGGCGCCGACCGCCUCAUGACCCAGCGCUGCAAGGACCGCCUGAACUCCCUGGCCAUCUCGGUGAUGAACCAGUGGCCCGGCGUGAAGCUGCGGGUGACCGAGGGCUGGGACGAGGACGGCCACCACUCGGAGGAGUCGCUGCACUACGAGGGCCGCGCAGUGGACAUCACCACGUCGGACCGCGACCGCAAUAAGUACGGACUGCUGGCGCGCUUGGCAGUGGAGGCCGGCUUCGACUGGGUGUAUUACGAGUCGAAGGCCCACGUGCAUUGCUCCGUCAAGUCCGAACACUCAGCGGCAGCCAAGACAGGCGGCUGCUUCCCUGCUGGAGCCCAGGUGCGCCUGGAGAGUGGGGCACGUGUGGCUCUGUCAGCCGUGAGGCCGGGAGACCGGGUGCUGGCCAUGGGGGAGGAUGGGAACCCCACCUUCAGCGAAGUGCUCAUUUUCCUGGAUCGGGAGCCAAAUAGGCUGAGGGUCUUCCAGGUCAUCGAGACCCAGGACCCCCCAAGACGCCUGGCACUCACACCCGCCCACCUGCUUUUCACCGCCAACAAUCACACAGAACCAGCAGCCCACUUCCGGGCCACGUUUGCCAGUCAAGUGCAGCCUGGCCAGUAUGUGCUGGUGGCUGGGGCGCCCGGCCUGCAGCCUGCCCGAGUGGCAGCUGUCUCCACACACAUUGCCCUUGGGGCCUACGCCCCGCUGACGAGGCAUGGGACGCUGGUGGUAGAGGACGUGGUGGCCUCCUGCUUCGCAGCCGUGGCUGACCACCACCUGGCUCACUUGGCCUUCUGGCCCCUGAGACUGUUUCACAGCUUGACAUGGGGCAGCUGGACCCCGGGGGAGGGUGUGCACUGGUACCCCCAACUUCUCUACCGCCUGGGACGGCUCUUGUUGGAAGAGAGCAGCUUUCACUCGCUGGGCGUGGCUGGGCCAGGCAGCUGAAAAGAUCCCUCCACUGUCCUCCCGGAACUGCCCAACUGGAGCCAAAGGCCUCCCCACCAGGAGGGCCCUGGCCCUGGAAGGGACCUGAGUGUGGGGGACUGGAUCCCACCAUCUCCUCCACCACAGAGAUAGACCAUUGAGACUUGACUGGGCGAUGCCAGCAUCCCCCCCCCACCCCCCAUCCUGAUGUGGUGACAGAGAUGCAAGCUGAGCUGGCAAGGAGAGUGGUCUGUCCUUCUAACCUAUAGACCUCCAGGCUGGCACAAUGGGUCCCAACCCAACCGGCUCUCACCACGAUUCUUCAUACCUGCCUCCCCCAAUGGGGAGAACCCAUUCCAUCUGUCUUAAGCCCCCCUUCAGUGGGCUUGCACCUCAGUUGAUGCUGCUAGAUUCCCUGGGAGCCAGCAGGGAGCUGGCCGGACUCAGCACUGCCUGGAGCUGCCAGUGCUGCCUGGAAGGCCGCAGAGUGGGGCAGCCGUCCUGGCCAUCCUGAGACACGUCCUUCCUCCCAGGCCACACUCCUCGGGACAUACCCAGAGACUGUUGUUGUCAGUGGGCAGAGUUCUGUGUUCCAGCCAAUGUGAUCAUAGCGCCCGGGCCCAGGGGAGUGAGCUCCAUGUUCUUGCCACCCCUGCCCAGGCUCGGCCCCCUCCUCUGCUGAACCAUGACCCCCACCCCUCCUCUGGUCAGUCUCCCCCACCUUAUUUAUUGGCGCCAAGGGGGAAGCCCAUGGGAGAAUUUGGGGGAUGUUUUGGUCUUUUCUUCCUUUUGUAAUAAAAAUUAUUUAAGUUGUUAGA